UGACCGGGCCCGGCCAGAUGUGGGGGAUGGGUCGACGUGGAUCCCUCUCUCUCCUCACGAAACAAACCAGUUUUAUUUUAAAACAGCAAUUUAAAGUCAUUUUUUUCUUAAACAAAAAUCGAACCGGAAGUGGCGCUGCAGUCAUUAUCACCUUCCUGAACAACCCCAGCCAUGGCACGGGAAGAUCCCACAGCAGCGAGGCCCGACGCGGAGGAGGAUGAGGAGCGCCGGUUCCGGUGCACCGAGUGCCGGCGCGGCUUCCGGACCUCAUGCAGCCUCCUGCGGCACAGGCAUUGCCACUCAGAGGUCAAGCCAUACCAGUGCGGGGUGUGCGGCCGCGGCUUCGUGCAGGGGUCGGACCUGAGGGCUCACCGCCGGCGCUGCCCAGUCGCGCCCCCUCGCCCCGCGGGAGCAGGAGCAGGAGGCCGCACCCGCUUCUCCUGCCAGGUCUGCGGCAGCGCCUUCGGCAGGGCUGCCCAUCUGCGGCGGCACGCUGCCUGCUGCCACGCCGGGGGAGGGGGGCAGGGGGCACGGCCCUUCUCCUGCCAGGUCUGCGGCCGCGCCUUCUCCCGCUCCUGCAACCUGGUGCAGCACCAGCGCACCCACACCGCCGAGAGGCCGUACAGCUGCCCGCUCUGCCCUCGCCGUUUCAACCGGGCCUACAACGUGCUGGCUCACCAGCGCUCCCGGCAUGGAGCCCGGGAGCCUCCCCGCACCUCUCCUGCCUGCAGGCUGCUCUGGCACGGACCGGGAAUCAAUGGGGGAAGGAGGGUCUCACUGACGGCCGAAGAGGGACAGUCCCCUCCCGGAGGGGAAUUUGCUAACAGCUUGGGGGACUCAGUAAUGUUUGCAGAGGCUCAGUAACGUUUGGAGACGCUCAGAAACAGCUGGACUGUUUGCUUUAGCUCCAGGCGUGACUCCUCUAACUGUAUUCCACCACCCUUUGGGACUGACUCUGCCAGUGGGUGGGGAGUGAAGAUGGGUGCAUUUCUGUGCACUACAUUUAAACAAAAAAAAACCCAAAGGAUGCUGCAAAUCAGGGACAAAAAAACACAAAAGUUGCUGGAAAAGCUCAGCUCCUGGGUUCAGGAGUUCUGAGGAAGGGAGGGUCACCAGAACCCGAAACGUUAACUCUUGUUUUUAUCUCCUUCACAGAUGCUGCCCAGACCGGCUGGAGCUUUUCUAGCAACUUCUGUUUUUUUUUGGGUUCCUCUACACUACAUGCUGCGGGGAUGGCCAGCUGGGUCAGGGCAGGGUGCGGAGAGAAUUGGGGGGUUGCUGGGCGUGUUUGGGAAACGGCAGGAACACACUGUUUCCUGGUCUCGCUUCUCCAGGUGGCUGCAAUGGGGUGGGGGAGGGAUGGGGGGCGGGUGGUGGUUGACACAGCAAAAUCCCACCAGUAAAAUACUUAUUUUUUAAGCGAAU
Messenger RNA from Rhincodon typus (whale shark), 1425 nucleotides. Its product is annotated as zinc finger and SCAN domain-containing protein 2-like. The record is from RefSeq and is a predicted model, not a curated record. Bases 172 to 864 code for a protein of 230 amino acids. The transcript is spliced from 2 exons. Gene Ontology annotation, molecular function: DNA-binding transcription factor activity; RNA polymerase II cis-regulatory region sequence-specific DNA binding. NCBI's taxonomy places the organism in Eukaryota, Metazoa, Chordata, Chondrichthyes, Orectolobiformes, Rhincodontidae. Gene Ontology annotation, biological process: regulation of transcription by RNA polymerase II.